Molecule: messenger RNA, 3908 nt
Organism: Syngnathoides biaculeatus (alligator pipefish)
Lineage: Eukaryota; Metazoa; Chordata; Actinopteri; Syngnathiformes; Syngnathidae
Product: HHIP-like protein 1
Exons: 14
Coding region: 1-2895 (964 amino acids)
Cellular component (GO): membrane
Source: RefSeq, a predicted model, not a curated record
AUGACCUUACCAAACUGCAAACUGAACCAACAUCACAUCCUGGGAUGGGACUCGCCUCUCAAUCUUCUUCUCACCACGCUGCUGCUUUUCACCCAAGUGGGGCUGGGGGGCUGUCACCCGCAGUGUUUGGAUUACAAGCCGCCUUUCGAGCCCCAGAAGCCGCUGCUCUUCUGCAAAGAGUACGCCAAAUUCGGAUGCUGCGACGAGGAAAAGGAUCAUCAGCUGUCGGUCAGGUUUUACUCGAUCAUGGAGCACUUUGAUCACGCCGGUUAUGUCACCUGUGGAAGGUACAUCCGCAGCAUCCUUUGCCAGGAAUGUUCUCCAUACGCUGCCCAUCUGUACGACGCAGAGGAUGCAAACACACCCAUGCGCAUUUUGCCCGGACUGUGUGGCAGCUAUUGCAAUGACUACUGGCACCAGUGUCGAUACACACUGAGUCUCCUCCUGGAGGACCAGGUGGACCCAAGGCAGUAUGCAAACCUGACCGCCACGCUGGAGGAAGAUCACAGGCUGUUCUGUGAAUUUCUGGAGCUGAAGGACAAACAGUACUGCUACCCUAAUGUCUUGACAAACGCAGAAUUAAAUGCUAAUCUGGGUUUGGUUCGAGAGGAUCCCGAAGGCUGUCUCGAGAUUUGCUUGGAGGAGGUUGCAAAUGGGCUUCGGAACCCGGUGGCCAUGGUCCACGCCGAUGAUGGGACACAUCGUUUCUUUGUGGCUGAGCAGCUGGGCUACGUUUGGGUGUAUCUGCCAAACGGCUCCAGGAUCGACCGUCCAUUCCUCAACCUCACACAGGCUGUCCUGACGUCACCUUGGGCUGGAGACGAGAGAGGAUUCCUGUGCAUAGCCUUGCAUCCAAGGUUCACCACUGUCAGAAAAGCUUACGUUUAUUACUCGGUGUCCGUCAAGAAGGAGGAAAGGAUACGCAUCAGCGAGUUCACGCUAUCAACGCAUGAUGACAACCAACUUGACCACUCCUCGGAGAGAACCAUCCUGGAGUUGGUAGAACCAGCGUCCAAUCAUAACGGCGGGCAACUUUUGUUCGGCCAUGACGGAUAUUUGUACAUCUUCAUUGGGGAUGGUGGUCGAGCCGGUGACCCCUUUGGAAAAUUUGGCAACUCGCAGAACAAAUCAACCCUCCUUGGCAAGGUGCUCCGCGUUGAUAUUAACAACAACGACGAUGGUGCACCUUACAGCAUCCCUUCAGACAACCCAUUCCUGGGCGAGAAGGAGAGCCUCCCAGAGAUUUACGCUUACGGUGUACGCAACAUGUGGCGUUGCUCAAUUGACCGUGGAGACCCGAAGACCGGCUUCGGUCGAGGAAGGAUGUUCUGUGGUGAUGUAGGACAGAACAAAUAUGAGGAAAUAGACCUCAUACUUAAAGGGGGCAAUUAUGGAUGGAGGGCGAAAGAAGGCUUCAGCUGCUACGAUCGCAAACUCUGUCGUAACUCUUCGCUAGAUGACAUCUUGCCUAUCUUUGCCUACGCCCAUAAGUUGGGCAAAUCGGUCACGGGGGGAUACAUCUACAGAGGUUGCCAGAUGCCCAAUCUAAAUGGACUCUACAUCUUUGGAGACUUCAUGAGUGGGCGUCUGAUGUCUCUGAGGGAGAAUGCGACGACAGGUGAAUGGCAGUACAAUGAGGUCUGUAUGGGAAGAGACCAGACCUGCAGGUUCCCCAAACUCAUCAACAGCUACUAUAGAUACAUCAUCUCUUUUGCUGAGGACGAGGCAGGUGAAUUGUAUUUUCUUUCAACGGGUGCCCCAAGUGCAACCGCCAGAGCAGGAAUUAUCUAUAAAGUAGUGGAUCCCUCCAGGCGGGCAGCACCAGGUCGAUGUAGAAUCAAGCCCUCCCCAGUAAAGAUAAAGGGAAAACUUCUUCACUUCUAUCCCAAAGAAGAAUUUGUAAUCGACAAGAGACCAACGACCACGCCUGUUCCCACGACAACCACGAGGAAAAGCACCCCAACCAGAAAAACGACAAGAAAAACUACAACACCGCCACCCGCAACCAGAAAAGCCACGCGCCCGCCACCGACACCAGCAACGACGAGAAAACAAAAAAAGACGACAACAAUAAGACCAACACCGACAACAGUGGCUCGCUCCACCUCGGCAGCCACUGUGGUCAAAGCUACACCCACCGGUUAUCGCACAGCCGUCUACACCGCAGCCUCCUCUCGGAUUCAAACCCCAACUGCUACUUCAACAAGGAGACACACGAGACCCCCUCAACCCCACCCCACUACCACUUCCCGACCAAUAUCCUACCCACAUCCACCUCCUCCUCUAUCCACAAAGCAACCCUAUAAGUCUUUUACCACUGCACGUUAUCCUGAGCAUCCAAGGAGGCGGACAACCCCGCGACCUCCAUAUUGGAGUCCGAAACCCACAUCUUAUAAGCCCCAGAGACCCGUGAUAAAUACCACUCAGACAAAAACACAGGAGGGUAAGCUUGGGUUAGGAGAAAAGAACGACGAUGCACAAGGGCAGGAAGGUAAUCAAGUGAAUAAGAGUCCCAGGGGACGAGGCAGAGGUUAUGGUUACAAAAGAGUGAGAGGAAAUGGGAGGAUGCGUGUUGGCUCAGUUCGUCUGGUAAGCUCAGACGGUCUGUCGGACCGAGGACGAGUGGAGAUCUUUAUCCGUGGCGAGUGGGGAACAGUGUGUGACGACCUUUUCACCACCAAGGCAGGCACCGUAGUCUGUCGGCAGCUCGGCUUCACGACAGCACUAGCCGUUAUAAAGAGGGCCGGGCUGGGCCAGGCGGAUCGCAGCGUCAGGAUCUACCUGGAUGACGUGGAGUGUGAAGGCAGGGAGAGGUCGCUGCUUGAGUGCAAGCGAUCCAGAGUUGGGAAGCACAAUUGUUCGCACGCUGAAGAUGUGGGGGUGAUCUGCGGUUAGCAUUACUGGGAAAUAGAAGGGACUGCCAGAUGAAUAUUAUAUAAAUUGUUACAACUAACCCACUUCCUCGAAAGAGUUCUUUUAAGAACUUUAUGCAUUCUUUGGGACCUGUGUUGAAACAGUAGCAGGCUGUAUAUUUGGUACUACUUGGGCCUUCAGCAGGAACUUAAAGGUCCUGACUCCACCUCUCAAUACCACUACUUUGAGAUUGCAAUUAGAGAAACCAUACAUACUAUAUUCAAAAAAAAGAAAAAAAAACUAGAGCAGCACAACUGUACCAUGUACACCAUUUGGAGUACUUCACAAUCAAUAUUUAACGUAUAACAUGACAUAACAUCACAAAACACUGAAAGAAAACAUACUAACCAGUGAUGCUGUUCAUCACAUUUAUUGAUUAGUGCAGACAUGUAUUGCUAGUUGAAGACGAUUGGAACAAGUUAUCUUCUGACCAUCUAAUCUGAGCAUAGGAAAAUCCCAACAUCAUUGAGGGCCAACUUGAUGUGAGGAUAAAUUCAAAAUCUGAAUCUGAAUCAAAGGAGUAGUCUCGUUACUACUUUUGUUUAAGUCCAGCACUCCUGAUUCUGAAGGCUGUGAGCCAAUCGGAUUUGCAAGGCAGCACAAAGAGGCUGAAAUCUGACAAGAAAUUGAAAAAUAUUAUCAUGAACUAGAAGGAAAGCAGCCAAGAGAAACAUUAGUAAAUAAAAACAGUAGUGUUGAGAAUAAAUUAAUUUAAUGGAACAAAUAUUUUAUCAGUUGUUAUAGUGCUGAGGCCACCAGAUUUCCUGGCCCUAACUGCUCAACACUGGCUCACAAGAGCUCCAAGGGCAUCUGCAUACCAUACUGGUAAUGACUGACAACAAAUAUGUCACCAAUAUUAGUAGAUAAUAAUCAUAGCAGUAAUGAACUAAAAUGAAUGCAUUAAUUUUAACCAGAAGCUGCAUAUCUAUAAGGUAUAGUUGUCAGAUAUCUUUAAAGAUAGGGUACGAAAAUGCCCACCAAUGGUUUACAGUCAA